AAUCGUUGUCUUUAAUAUAAUACAGUAUUUGUUGUGUUUGUUAUUAUUUAUUAUAUUUUCUGAUAAAUUGUUUACAAAAUAUAUCAUAAACUCUACGAUCGGAUCCAUUGWUUGAUUAGUCCAUCACUUGACGGGACAAACCCAUUGAUUUGUAUCCGUCGAUAAUCAUGCCGUCGAUUGGCCAGUGGUUAGGCUUAGAAAAGUUACAGCGAUUGAUCCAAAUUGUCCGACAGAAUGGCGGUAUCUUUGGAUCUGUUUAUAAACUCUACAGGAUGGACGACCUGAAGAUGGGAACAUUGGUCGGAACCGAUAAGUUCGGCAACAAAUACUACGAGAAUAACGAGUACUUUCACGGACGCAAUCGUUGGGUUUAUUACUCGGAUGACUCGCACUUGGACUACGACGCCAGUCAGAUACCCGCCGAAUGGCACCAAUGGUUACACUAUACGACUGAUAUACCGCCCAGUGUUCAGCCGCCCGUACGGCACAAAUGGAUGAUCGAUCACACGCCUAACUAUUCGGGUACUGCUCUACAGUAUGUGCCAUACAGUACCACAAGAGAUAAGAUCCAGAAGUGGAGACCGGGUUUGAGGCAAAUUGAAGACAAGAAAUAGUUAUAUGUUUUAUUUUAUUUGUUAUAUUAGUUUUAAAAUAAAUAAUAAAAUUAAUUAAUUUUUGUUUUCUGUGCUUUUUAUGUGUAGUUUGAUUAGACAUAUGAUUGUAAUUAUAAAUAUAUAAAUAUUUACUGAAAAAUAUAUGAUAUAAUAAAUUAGU
This is a messenger RNA of Oppia nitens, 774 nucleotides long. RefSeq names its product probable NADH dehydrogenase [ubiquinone] 1 alpha subcomplex subunit 12 (gene ND-B17.2). Gene Ontology annotation, cellular component: membrane. The transcript has 2 exons. The record is from RefSeq and is a predicted model, not a curated record. NCBI's taxonomy places the organism in Eukaryota, Metazoa, Arthropoda, Arachnida, Sarcoptiformes, Oppiidae. Bases 168 to 614 code for a protein of 148 amino acids. Gene Ontology annotation, biological process: response to oxidative stress; mitochondrial respiratory chain complex I assembly.